CGAAGGCGCGGUCAUAUGCGGGCUCAGCCAAUCACGACAGCCCAUUUUGCGGCGCCAUUCAAACAGUUGCCGUUCAAAAUUUUAACCGCCGGAGACUUGGCAGGCAAAUCCGCACCAGGACAUUUUAACUUCGAGAAAAGUUGUUUGUCCUCACGAAGCUCACGUUUCUAACUCGGUUUAGUUUCCUAGCAGCCGCGGUGUUUUGACGACGUUUUGGCUGUUCUUUCAAGCCAGUGAGACAUGUCUCGACUGCCGGUCAUGGCGAGCAAGCGGGUCCUCGCCAACUCGGAGAACUUUCCGGGUGGGCAGCCUGUUCAGAAGAAGUCCCGGAAGGAGCCGGAGGCUGUCAAGCCGCCUGCCGCUGCCACUGUCCUGGGCACCGGACGUGCACCCGUCACAGCAACCAGGGCACCCGUUUCCAGGCCGAUACGAGGUGUCGGAGCCGCGACGGUGGCCGUCGGCCCCUCCAGGGGUGUCCACAAAGCGCCCGUGGCGUCGACCGUAGCAAAGGGAGGCAAAAUGACAGCAGGGGUGGCCGCCUCGGAGCCAAAAGCAGGCGGCGUUGGGGGGGCCCCCCGCAGGCUCCCGUGGGACAUGAAGGGCAAGGUCAGCGACAUGAAAGGGAAGAUCCAGGACUACCAGAGCAAGAUGAAGUCUGCCAACCUGGAGCGAGAGAAUCUGAAGGACACCCUUGCCAAGUCGCAAUCGAGGGCGGCUGAGAUGGAGAAGGACCUCAGGUAAGGACACACGCCAGGCUUUUCCCCCGGCUUAAUUUGUGGCCGAGGUCAUGUUGCUUCUCUCUUGUAUGAUAUUUUUCUUUUCUUGUUUUCCC
Molecule: messenger RNA, 832 nt
Organism: Hippocampus comes (tiger tail seahorse)
Lineage: Eukaryota; Metazoa; Chordata; Actinopteri; Syngnathiformes; Syngnathidae
Product: carboxy-terminal kinesin 2-like
Exons: 5
Coding region: 241-741 (166 amino acids)
Source: RefSeq, a predicted model, not a curated record